AUGCGAGUAUUUCCGUCGAACACCCGACGUGCGUGUGACUCGGGGACGCUCCUCUGCUUGUGUGCUGGUGCAGCGGGCGGGGUCGACAGGCGGCCUACCGUGUGCGUCACGUCGGGCGGGACGACGGUGCCGCUGGAGCAGCGGUGCGUCCGGUACAUCGACAACUUCAGCUCCGGCCACCGCGGCGCCGCCUCCACCGAGUAA
Molecule: messenger RNA, 204 nt
Organism: Triticum turgidum subsp. durum (durum wheat)
Lineage: Eukaryota; Viridiplantae; Streptophyta; Magnoliopsida; Poales; Poaceae
Source: the annotation of a GenBank genome assembly